CUACAUUGAGUAAUAAGAGUGCUUGUUAGUUGUCAAUCUAAUCGUAAUACGAUCUAAAAAAAAUAUAUAAAUAUAAAUAAAUAAGAUAUCUAAAGACUUAAAAGCAAUGGAUGAAAAACGGACGUUUGAUUUACUGGAUUGUGUUGUUUUUGCACUUAUGUUAGGAGUGUCUGCGUUUGUCGGUAUUUAUCAUGCUUACAAAGCACGUAACAACCCUGACGCAGUAAGGGAGUAUCUGAUAGGCGGACAAAAAAUGUCCAUUUUCCCCAUCAGUAUGUCUUUGAUAGCUAGUUACAUAUCGGGGAUCGCUUUGCUGGGACUUCCGGCAGAAAUGUACGUUUACGGAACGCAGUAUUGGUCGGUUAUAAUUGCUGACGCAUUUGUUUCGUUAACGAUGGCGAUAAUAUACCUGCCAGUUUUCUAUGGUCUUCAGAUCACGUCGUCUUAUGAGUAUCUGGAGUUGAGAUUCAACAACUACGUCCGUCUGCUGGGGUCAAUAAUAUUCAUUAUUAAAAUGCUACUUUACAUACCGCUAGUAGUGUACGUCCCGGCGCUAGCAUUCAACCAAGUCACUGGAAUAAAUGUACACAUUGUCGCACCACUUGUCUGCGCUGUUUGUAUCUUUUACACGACACUGGGAGGAUUAAAGGCUGUCGUAUGGACGGAUACCAUUCAAACGAUUGUUAUGUUUGGAGGAGUUAUUAUUGUUGCCGUUCUUGGAACAAUAAGAGUCGGCGGGUUCGCUGAAGUUUGGAGAAGAAAUUUCAUCACCGGAAGAAUCGAGUUUUUUAACAUGGACCCAAACCCGACAGUGCGACAUACUUUUUGGACUGUCGUUGUCGGAAACUACUUGAACUGGCUCGCCACCUGCUCAGUCAACCAGGCUAUGGUUCAACGGUGUCUCGCGAUGCCGACUUUGAAGAAAUCCAAUAUCACUAUUAUGAUUAUGGCUGUUGGAAUAAUCAGUAUUGUCUCAUUGAGUUGUUACACUGGUAUUCUUAUUUACGCUGCUUUCUAUGAUUGCGAUCCGGUCAUCACAAAACAAAUUAAUAAAGCAGACCAGCUACUGCCAUUUUAUGUGAUGGAAAUAGCCCAGUCGAUUCCGGGAUUACCGGGACUUUUUGUCUCUGGUGUAUUCAGCGCAGCUUUAAGUACUAUGUCAACGGGAUUGAACUCAAUGUCUGGUGUCAUUUAUGAGGAUAUGAUUAAACCACUGAUGAAGAAGCCAUUGUCCCAGGUGGCAGCCAGUCGGGUUAUGAAGUUAAUGGUUAUAUUAAUUGGGAUUAUUUGUGUAGCUUUAGUAUUUCUUGUUGAAAAACUCAGUGGAUUAAUUCAGGCGGGUAAAAGUUUAUCAGGAAUAACAGCAGGACCAUUACUUGGUAUUUUUACCCUCGGAAUGUUUUUCCCUUGUGCUAAUUCAACGGGCGCACUGGUAGGAGCUUUAGUUAGUCUACAUUUUGUAGCUUGGAUCUCGUUAGGUACUCAAGCAGCACUUUCCAAUGGUAUUAUUAAGAUUCCGAAAAAACCAGUCUCCAUUGAAGGAUGCUCGGAAAUUUUACAACACGCUGCUGCUAAUGCAACAUUAAUUAAGGACACUAUUAACCAGCCUUUUUUCCUCUACCAAAUGUCGUAUCUCUGGUACACGUGGGUUGGAUUUUUAACGGCAAUCAUUAUUGGAUUAUUUGUCUCAUGGCUUACCGGUCUUAAUAAAUAUAAGAGUGAAGAUAAAAAGCUAUAUACACCGGUUAUACAUUGUCUUUUAUCUUCAAAGACGUCAAAGAAAACGAGUAAAAUUGUUGAAGUCACUGAAAUAACAUUCAGCUCAAUUGAUUACUGGGUAUUUGGUUUAAUGCUCGGAGUAUCUGCGACUGUUGGUAUAUAUCACGCGUACAGAGGCCGUAAAAAUCCGGAUGCCGUAAAAGAAUAUCUUGCGGGUGGACAAAAUAUGUCCAUUUUUCCCGUCAGUAUGUCUUUGAUAGCCAGUUGGAUUUCUGGUACGUCGUUACUUGGGUUCACGGAAGAAAUAUAUGUUUACGGUACGCAGAUAUUGACAUCACUUAUCCCGGAAGUUCUGAUAUGUUUAACUUUGAUAAAAGUUUUUUUGCCGGUUUUCUAUCAUCUGCAGAUCUCCUCUUCAUACCAAUAUUUAGAACAUCGGUUCAAUCGUUACGUCCGACUUCUGGGUUCUUCGAUAUUUAUUAUCGAUAUGCUUUUUGCAAUACCGAUAAUAAUUUAUGUCCCGUCAACGUCAUUAAGUCAAGUGACUGGAAUAAAUCUUUAUCUGGUAACACCAAUAGUCUGCUUUGUUUGUAUUUUCUAUACAACGUUGGGAGGAUUGAAAGCAGUCGUUUGGACAGACACUAUUCAAACCCUCGUAAUGUUUUCUGGUAUGAUUAUUGUUUGUAUUUUGGGAACUUAUCAAGUGGGUGGGGUUGCUCAAGUUUGGGAAAGAAACGACAAGUCGGAAAGAAUCGAAUUUUUCAAUAUGGAUUUGGACCCGACAAUAAGACAUACUUUUUGGAGUAUUGUUAUUGGGAGUUAUUUACAUGGUGUUGCUGGUAGUAGUGUCAGUCAGAUAACAGUUCAACGAUAUCUUGCGAUAUCUGAUUUAAAAAAGGCUAAUAUAACAAUAAUUAUUAUGUCAAUCGGGAUAGUGAGUGUCGAUCUUAUAACAUUUUACAUGGGAUUAGUUACUUAUGCAUCUUUUUAUGAUUGCGACCCAAUAACAACUCAACAAAUCCAUAAAGCAGAUCAAUUAUUACCAUUUUUUGUGAUGAAAAUUGGCAAAUCAAUUUCAGGAUUACCGGGGAUAUUUAUUGCAAGUAUUUUUAGUGCAGCUCUAAGUACCAUGUCAACGGGAUUAAAUUGUAUGUCGGGAUUAAUUUACGAAGAUAUUAUUAAGCCACUGCUAAAAAAACCAUUGUCAGCAAUUGCUGCAAGUCGACUGAUGCGAGCUUUGGUCGUUAUCAUCGGCCUUACAUGCAUGGGAUUUGUUUUUCUUGUUGAAAAACUCAAUAGUAUUUUUCAAACUGCGCGUAGCUUAACAUCCAUAACCAGUGGUCCGAUUCUGGGAGUUUUUACACUAGGAAUGUUUUUUCCAUAUGCGAAUUCGAUUGGUGCAUUAACGGGUGCGAUAACAAGUUUAAGUUUCAUGGCAUGGAUAUCGUUCAGUUCCCAAGCAUUGAUAUCAACUGGAGCUAUUGAUUUUAUUAAAAAACCUGUUUCAAUACAAGGAUGUCCAGAGUCUUUACUAAAUAAUAUCACCCGUAUAUCCCACGUAAAUAAUUCAUUUAGCCAGGAAUCUUUCAUUCUAUUCCGAAUUUCGUACCUCUGGUACACAUGGAUAGGAUUUUUGUCGACCAUUAUCAUCGGACUCAUUGUUUCAGGAUUUACGGGGGCAAAUAAAUGUAAAUAUGAAGAGAAAAAACUCUAUACACCUGUAAUACAUUGGCUAUUGUUUCCAAAUAAAAAAACAAAAACGAAUGACAAAGAGCUCGAUAACACGAAAGAAAUUAAUGCAUAGCCAAUUAUUUCAAUAUAUUUUAUUAUUUAAUACUAAAAUAUGAAAUUUAAAAAGUAUAUUAAAAAUAAAAUUGUCCAAUAGCUGUACAAAUAUAAGUAUUUGUUCUUAUUUAAUAAUUAAAAAUAUAUCGAUUAUAUAUAAUAUUGAAUUAUUUAAAACAGUUGAUAUACAACAAGUUACAGUCACAAUUGGAAUAUCAAAAUAUAUUAUUAUUGAUAUUCAAAUAUCAAUUAAUUUAUUUAUUUAAAUUGACAUAAGACUAAAUAAUUGAGGCAGUGAGCAAACUCAAAGUUUAUUAUACAGCCGACACUUUAAAUAACUACAUUAAAAUUUAAUAAAUCUCUCAUAGAUUUUAUCAACUAUUUACAGUUGAGUUGUGGGCAUUUUUACGGUGCUACGAAUAGAGUUCAAUCAACGAAAAAAAAAAAACAAUCUACCGGAAAUAAAUUUAAAGUAAACUGAAAAUUUGUGUCCAAUUGUU
This is a messenger RNA of Microplitis demolitor, 4004 nucleotides long. RefSeq names its product sodium-coupled monocarboxylate transporter 1-like. Gene Ontology annotation, cellular component: membrane. The coding region runs from base 107 to 3523 and encodes 1138 amino acids. The transcript is spliced from 26 exons. Gene Ontology annotation, molecular function: symporter activity. Gene Ontology annotation, biological process: sodium ion transport; transmembrane transport. Lineage: Eukaryota; Metazoa; Arthropoda; Insecta; Hymenoptera; Braconidae. The record is from RefSeq and is a predicted model, not a curated record.